Phytophthora nicotianae INRA-310 is the source of this 1273-nucleotide messenger RNA. RefSeq names its product porphobilinogen deaminase, variant. Gene Ontology annotation, biological process: heme biosynthetic process. The transcript has 4 exons. NCBI's taxonomy places the organism in Eukaryota, Oomycota, Peronosporomycetes, Peronosporales, Peronosporaceae. The coding region runs from base 60 to 1148 and encodes 362 amino acids. Gene Ontology annotation, molecular function: hydroxymethylbilane synthase activity. The record is from RefSeq and is a predicted model, not a curated record. Gene Ontology annotation, cellular component: cytoplasm.
CACCAACUUGCCACGCACGAGCGCGGGCAGCCGCACAGUCCUCAAUUCAAAUUCCCGUAAUGACGUCGCCCAAGUCCUCGCCCACAUCCGCCAAGCGCACCAUCUUCGUGUCCUCUCGCAAGAGUCAAUUGGCCAUGGCGCAGACCAACACCGUCAUUGCCAUGCUCGAGGAGCGUUUCCCGAACCUAAAUUUCGUCGUGGGGCAGGAGGACACCGUUGGCGACCAAGUGCUGGACCGCCACCUGAGCGACCUGGGCACCACCACAGCCUCGGGCCUCUUCACUAAGAGCUUGGAGGAGGCGCUGCUCGCCAAAACCGCUAGUUUUGCCGUGCACUCGCUCAAGGACAUGCCUACGACACUGCCGGACGGACUCGUGUUGGCCGCCAUUACGAAGCGCGAGAGUCCCGAGGACGCUGCAGUGAUCCACCCCAAGCACAAGGAAAAGGGGAUUAAGACACUAAAGGAUUUGCCCGAGGGAAGCGUUAUUGGCACCAGCUCAUUGCGACGUGAAGCGCUGCUGCGGAGUCAGUUCCCGACAUUUGAGAUCAAGACAGUGCGCGGGAACAUCCAGACCCGAUUGGCCAAGCUGGACGAGCACGACGACUAUGACGCCAUUAUCGUUGCUGCCUGUGGGUUCCGACGUGGAGAACUAGGAGAUCGAAUUGAUGAAAUCCUGCCGAUGGACACGUUCGGGUAUGGUGUGGGCCAAGGAAGUAUUGGUGUGGAAUGCCGCGCUGACGACGAGGAGACGAUCGAGAUGCUUAAGACCAUUACAGAUGAAAAGUCGGCGCAGUUGUGCAAGGCGGAGCGUAGUCUGCUCUACCACCUCGAAGGCGGAUGCCAGAUCGCUAUGGGCGUGAGUGCAACGCUGGACGGAGAUACGCUCACGCUGAACUCUACGGUGUUGUCUCGCGAUGGCAAGGAGAGUGUUCACGACACGAUCUCAGGACCGCGUGACCAAUGCGAAGAGCUUGGAAAGCAGCUUGCCGAGCGGUUCUGGGGCAACGAGCUGGCCCGGAAGGUGCUGGGCAAGACCCGACAGAAGCGUGCUCUGACGUACGGCGAUGCCGAAGCUCCAGGUGACGCUGCUGCUGCUGCCGCGGCAGCAACGGGAUCGCCCACCAAGAAGGCUAAAACCUCCGAGUAGGUAUUGUACAAGUCGAUGUUGCCAGAACCCACUGCCACCACCAAGCACAAGGAUAGAGACUGUCAUGUUAGUGAUCCAUGUUCAAAAAUUGAUGCUACCCUUUCACACAAAAGAUUUGUGAUGCU